AAAGACGCCUGGGAACCCUGGGGUCCCAAACAAGACCUCGCCUCCCUCGGCGUGAUAAACUCUGUUUUGGACAGAGAACCAGAGACGGAUUUUGUGGUGCUGAAUGGUGAUAUCAUCACGGGGGAGAAUGUUUAUCUCGACAACGGCACCCAGUAUAUCGACAAAAUCGCCGAGACUUUGGCAAGUAGAGAUAUUACGUGGGGGAGUACGUACGGGAAUCACGACUCGGACUGCAGGCUGUCGCCCACGGCGUUGUUUGAGCGGGAGAAGAGGUACAAAGGUAGUAGAACGGCGAGGAUGGUAAGGGGCAGAGAGGAGGGGGUGGGGGUGACGAAUUAUUAUUUGGAGGUGCAAGGGCUGGAUGCGAGGGUGGAGAUGGUGUUGUGGUUUUUUGAUAGCAGAGGUGGUUUUGUUUCCCAGGAGGAGGGAGGUGGGAAUAGGAGUAAGGGGAGGGAAAAUUGGGUUAGCAAGGAGGUGGUGAGGUGGUUUAGGGAGAUGAGCGGGAGGCUGAAGAGAGAGAAUGGGGGGAGGAGUUUGCCGGGGUUGGGGUUUGUGCAUAUCCCUACUGGGGCUUUUUGGGAGGCUCAGAAAAGGGGGAUAAACGGGAAGAAGCAGCCUGGAAUUAAUGGGGAUCAGCCGGUUAACCGACAAGGGGAGGGGUGGUGUGAAGAUGGGAUGGAGGGUUGCGAGUAUGGGGGGCAGGAUGGGGGGUUUAUGGAGGCGGUGAUGGAGGAGGGGUUGUUGGGGUUGUUUGUGGGGCACGAUCAUGGGGAUACAUGGUGUUCGGAUUAUGAAAAGGGGGGCAGGAGGGUUUAUUUGUGUUUUGGGCAGCAUACGGGUUAUGGGGGGUAUGGGAGUUGGAUUAGGGGAUCGAGGCAGGUGUGGGUUUCGAUUGAGGGGUUGAGAUUGCGGGAGAUGGAUACGUGGGUUAGGCUGGAGAGUGGGAAGGUGGUGGGGAGAGUGAGGUUGAAUGAGACUUUUGGGAGGGAUGAGUAUGAGGUGGUGGAGGAUGAGAGGACACAUUUGCCGGUUGAUGAGGAGAAUUAA
Molecule: messenger RNA, 1047 nt
Organism: Podospora anserina S mat+
Lineage: Eukaryota; Fungi; Ascomycota; Sordariomycetes; Sordariales; Podosporaceae
Exons: 1
Cellular component (GO): cytoplasm
Molecular function (GO): hydrolase activity, acting on ester bonds
Source: RefSeq, a predicted model, not a curated record